Molecule: messenger RNA, 1184 nt
Organism: Leguminivora glycinivorella
Lineage: Eukaryota; Metazoa; Arthropoda; Insecta; Lepidoptera; Tortricidae
Product: zinc carboxypeptidase A 1-like
Exons: 6
Coding region: 50-1165 (371 amino acids)
Biological process (GO): proteolysis
Molecular function (GO): zinc ion binding; metallocarboxypeptidase activity
Source: RefSeq, a predicted model, not a curated record
UAAGAAAUGGCCAUGCUAGUCAAUUUAGUGUUAUAGUAUAGUUUUGAAAAUGGACAUUUCCGUCGAUCUGAUUUUCUUACUGAUUGCUUCACUACUGCGUCCAACGACAUGCACAGGGGACCUUACCAAAGGUACCUUGUGUGGAUGUAAAAUGAUACGACAAUGCUACGUGGAUAUGCUGCUCGACCUGCAUGAACGAGACGAGGCUAUGUGCAUCGAAGACGUCGAAGUGGGCACCAGUACCUAUUUGGUUUAUUUCAAAGCACUGCAAAAGUACUGCUCCUCUGUGUUUAAUUUCACAGUUGAUUACACGACGUCGGAAUCAAGAAAUCUCUAUGAGAUACUGGUACAUAUGCCAAAAGCAGAUCAUGAAAAGAAAGGGGAAAGCAUACCAAUAAUCUUGCUUGAAGCUGGACAGAGCGGAGGCCUGGAUGCUGUGCGAUUGUCGUUGUCGAUCAUAGAACGACUAGUGGCUUGCGAAGAAAACGACCAUAUGAUUCAGAACGUGCGCUGGAUCUUCCUGCCUUGCACCAAUCCGGAUGGCUUGGAGUAUGUACGAUUUGGUCGUCCCGAUUGGGUCAAAAAUACAAGAAAAUCUAAAGGAGGUGAAAGCUAUGGAGUUGACAUUCUUCGCAAUUUUGACAUUCAUUGGAACGAAUGUGAGAAAGUUAAAAGCGUGCUUGACCCCUUUUAUCCUGGUCCAUCGGCUAAUUCCGAAAUCGAAACUAAGUUUAUCAGAAAUGUGCUGUUAAAGUAUAAGGAUGAUAUAAAAUCCUAUUUAUCAAUUAGACGAGUAGGCCAGCAUGGGAUACUGUAUCCGCACUCCUUCUCGGAUCAAAGUGACGAUAUUGACCCGCGUCAAAUCAAAGUAGCCGAAAUGAUUAGCUUGAAGGUGAACCAGCGGGGUGGAGCUCUCCAGGCAUUCGUCAACGACAGCAUCUACCGCAUCAAUGGCAAACCGGUUUGCGGGAGCAGCGUGGACUACGCGCACGCGCAGGGGAUUCAGCUGCCGUUUGAACUUCGGGUUGGUUUCGAAAAGGAUAUGCAAAUCCUCAAAUCGUUUCAGUCUGUGGGCAAGGGACACGGAGCUGCUCUACGGGCCGCGUAUUUCAGUGGACUCAGAGAACUUCAUGCCAUAAUAACUAAUGCUAAGGAAGUAAUAUAACCUUGUUAAGUUAAAAUGC